AUGGCUCACGAUUCUUUCAAAGUAGCGAUCGGUCUUCCUGCGACUGGUGGUAAUGAGCCAGUCCCACGAAAGGACAGGCAAGACAAAAAUUUCAACCGAAUCUCGUAA
Plenodomus lingam JN3 is the source of this 108-nucleotide messenger RNA. The record is from RefSeq and is a predicted model, not a curated record. NCBI's taxonomy places the organism in Eukaryota, Fungi, Ascomycota, Dothideomycetes, Pleosporales, Leptosphaeriaceae.